This is a messenger RNA of Mesorhabditis belari, 303 nucleotides long. NCBI's taxonomy places the organism in Eukaryota, Metazoa, Nematoda, Chromadorea, Rhabditida, Rhabditidae. The record is from the annotation of a GenBank genome assembly.
AUGAGACUCUUUAUCUUUUCCCUCCUCGCCGCCACCGUCACCGCCAACAUGCAAACGGUUACCGUUCGGGGAACACUGAUAUGCAAUCGAGAACGAUGGGCAAAUGCGAAAAUCACCGGUGGGGAAAGUGAGGUGUCCAAAAUCGAGCCUUUCAUCCGCGUCACUCAUCACUGCAAGGCGAGACACGGCUGCUCCCGUGCCAGCGAAUACGAUGUCCCUCGUGAAUACAUCGACAACGGUGUCUAUGAUAUCUCCUAUUUGUCGCUUGAUCCUACCGUUCACAACGAGAAGGAGCACUGCAAC